Astyanax mexicanus (Mexican tetra) is the source of this 1143-nucleotide messenger RNA. RefSeq lists its product as uncharacterized. NCBI's taxonomy places the organism in Eukaryota, Metazoa, Chordata, Actinopteri, Characiformes, Acestrorhamphidae. Gene Ontology annotation, cellular component: external side of plasma membrane. The record is from RefSeq and is a predicted model, not a curated record. The coding region runs from base 286 to 1143 and encodes 285 amino acids. Gene Ontology annotation, biological process: T cell receptor signaling pathway; regulation of T cell proliferation. The transcript is spliced from 5 exons.
UUAUGCUAUGCUAAUGAAGUUAAGUUAUGCUAUGCUAAAUGCUAUUAUGAUGUUAAUAAAGGUGAGGCUGUACAGAAUGCCCAGCCUCUUUAUUUUUUUCCACCAACUGUACCGUAAACGUACUGAAAACCUACCAAACUUUCAGUAACCUAACACCCCUAGUUCUUAUACUUACACCUGUAAACUUUGGCCUGAAUAGCCACCCACUGCUGAUGAGGAAACUGCCUUCAAUACCGAAACCACUGCAUUCUGACGGACAGAGGCUGCCUCUUUUGCUUCACCUAAAUGAGUUCUUGUGUGCUCCGGUCUGCAUGGAUACUUCUGCUUUGCAUUUCAAGUGUGCAGACAGAAAACACUGUACAGAGCACAACUUCAGCUCAUGUUGUUCAUCUUGGAAAAACAGCCACCAUUAACUGUGAUUACAACAAAACAAGUGAAAAGGAAACUUUUAGAGUAUAUUUACGCAGAGAACAGUUACUGUGCUCAUAUUUUCAUCAGCUGAAAUCCUGGAGGAAACAAUCAUGUAAAGAGAACAUCAGAUUGAUCUGGAUUCCAGAAACAGAAGAAGUAUCAUUUGAGCUGGUAAAUCUUCAGAUUAAUGAUACUGGUGUUUACACGUGUGCUGUGGAGAGACUUACACCCCCUCCUGUGCAGACUCUUGGAAAUCAGAGAACAUCGCUUCAUGUGAUCGCUCAUCCAGCAGUGUUUGUGUCGUGUGUGAGGGGGUCCAAUGGAGUUUCUGCAAUACUCUGCGCUUCUGAGGGGUUUUAUCCUGCUGCUGUAGAGCAGGCCUGGAUCAGAGAUGGAGAAUUUAUCACCUACCUCAACAUUUCAAACACAUUCACACACACAAAGCACCUGAACACUUCUGCUGUUCACUAUAACUCCAGCAUCAACCCAGAUGGAACUCACAGCCUCUCCUUGUAUCUUCACCUGCUGACACUCACACCUGAACAGGUGAUCUACAGCUGCUGGGUGAAUCACUCCUCCCUCAGCCAGCCAAUCACCGUCAACAUAUCUUCCACCGAGUGCUCUGAGAAAGAAGAUGUUUGGACAGGUGUGAUUUUUAUAUCGGUGGUAAUCAGCUUUGGUGUAUUAAUCGUCAUCCUUCUGACCCUUGAAGUUCAGUCUUUGCUUCAGUAA